Messenger RNA from Myotis davidii, 682 nucleotides. It is a transcript of the gene NUDT1, whose product is annotated as nudix hydrolase 1. The transcript has 4 exons. Gene Ontology annotation, biological process: DNA protection. The record is from RefSeq and is a predicted model, not a curated record. Gene Ontology annotation, molecular function: 8-oxo-7,8-dihydroguanosine triphosphate pyrophosphatase activity. NCBI's taxonomy places the organism in Eukaryota, Metazoa, Chordata, Mammalia, Chiroptera, Vespertilionidae. The coding region runs from base 77 to 547 and encodes 156 amino acids.
AGCAGCGCGCCGGCCUGAAAGCGCCCGGAACCGGGGCAGGUGAGCUGGGAAGCAGGGACCAGGACCCUCCGGGACCAUGAGCGCCUCCAGGCUCUAUACGUUGGUGCUGGUGCUGCAGCCUCAGCGAGUGCUCCUGGGCAUGAAGAAGCGGGGCUUCGGGGCCGGCCGCUGGAAUGGCUUCGGGGGCAAAGUUCACGAAGGAGAGACCAUCGAGGACGGGGCCAAGAGGGAGCUGCAGGAGGAGUGCGGGGUGACCGUGGACGCGCUGCGCAAGGUGGGCCACAUUACGUUUGAGUUCGUGGGGGAGCCCGAGCUGAUGGACGUGCACAUCUUCUGCACAGACAGCGUGCAGGGGACGCCCACGGAGAGUGAGGAGAUGCGGCCUCAGUGGUUCCCCCUGGACCAGAUCCCCUUCGCCCACAUGUGGCCGGACGACAGCUACUGGUUUCCCCUCCUGCUGCAGAAGAAGAAGUUCCAGGGCUACUUCAAGUUCCAGGGCCAGGACACCAUCCUGGACUACAGGCUGCACGAGGUGGACACGGCCUAGCGGCAGGACCAUGCGCGCCCCUCUGGCCGCAGUCACGGCCGCACUGCACGUGGGCCCACCCGGCGAACCACGCCUGGGUUUUGUGUUUGGAACGUGAGUGGAUGGGAAAGAAAAUAAAUGUCUUUCGCCUUUUCA